Messenger RNA from Octodon degus (degu), 1170 nucleotides. RefSeq names its product chromosome unknown C3orf52 homolog (gene CUNH3orf52). The transcript is spliced from 6 exons. The coding region runs from base 83 to 751 and encodes 222 amino acids. The record is from RefSeq and is a predicted model, not a curated record. NCBI's taxonomy places the organism in Eukaryota, Metazoa, Chordata, Mammalia, Rodentia, Octodontidae.
GGUGGGUGCGGGGAGCCGAGCGCCCGGACUCUGCACCCUUGGGCCCGCCGUGCUCCGCUCGGCCGCAGCCUCCCGCCGGCCCAUGGACGAGGCCCGGCCUCCGUCGUCGCCGCGGGACGAGCUGCAGCUGUCGGAGCUCCGGCAGCUGCAGGAGGAGCAGACGCCACUCAAUGGGGAGCUGCGGGUGCUGCCGUCCCGGGCCGAGGAACCCAGCCCAGCCCAGGUGAAGGAGGCAAAUCCCUGGAGCUCCUGUAAUAAGACUGUGGGUGCAAGGUGUAAACUGUGGAUGGUCAUCACUUCCAUUUUCCUGGGUUUCAUUGUAGUAAUCAUCAUAGGCUUAUGUCUCACUGGAGUAAUGUACAUCGAUGAAGAUGAAAAUGACAGAAUUGAAUUAUCAUCAAACAAAACAUUCUUUAUCAUGUUGAAGAUUCCAGAGGAGUGUACUAUUGAAGAGGAAUUGCCUCACCUGCUCACUAAAAGGUUAAAGAUGUUGGUCAUCCAGUUGGUCAUCUGGAACUGGAAAUGGGACGGAAAAGCUUCCUACUUUGAAAACAAACACAGGAAUGGUGAAAAUUCCACAGUCACUUAUCACCUGCAGUUUGGGGUUCCAAUGGAGGAUGACAGUUUUAUGAAGUACAUGAUGAGUGAGGAGUUGGUGCUGGGGAUCUUGCUGCAGGACUUCCACGAUCAGAGUGAACCUAGCUGUGCGGGGCUGGGCCUGGACCCAGAAUCUCUCUUGCUCUAUGAAUGAAGUGAUGGAGGCUGCUCUAUGUCAGAAAGCUAUGCUCCACUGAGUUUUGGAGUGGGAGAGAAUUCAUUCUGUGUCAGGACAGGAGGAUGGAGCUGUCCUUCCUCCAGAUUCUGCAUGGUGAUAGGAUCCGUCUCUGCCCAGCAAGGCACCUGGGAGGCCACUCCAGCUGGCCCCAGUCUUGACAAAGCAGGGUGCCAGGCAGAUGGGGGAGAUGGAGUGAGGCAGGCCCAGUGGGAAAGCCCUGUAUCCUUGAGAAACCGGUUGACUCUAUGCCCUUCCUGGUCUUAGGCAGGAUUCUGGUCACCUGUGCUGGUGGACAGGGACAGUAGAGAGUCAGAAGAGAGAGAAGCAAGCCAAUUCCUCACUAACAUCCCUCCAUCCCUCCAUCCUUCUCCUCUCUCUCUCUCUCUCUCUCUCUC